Molecule: messenger RNA, 1179 nt
Organism: Anopheles darlingi
Lineage: Eukaryota; Metazoa; Arthropoda; Insecta; Diptera; Culicidae
Product: odorant receptor 45b-like
Exons: 5
Coding region: 1-1179 (392 amino acids)
Biological process (GO): sensory perception of smell; detection of chemical stimulus involved in sensory perception of smell
Cellular component (GO): plasma membrane
Molecular function (GO): olfactory receptor activity; odorant binding
Source: RefSeq, a predicted model, not a curated record
AUGGAAUUCUUCACAAAACUGAGGACUACAUUUGCCCCGAAAGAGUCCAGCUAUCAUCAGGCAAAUGGGAUGGUUCGGGCCCUACAGACGAUAACGCUGAUGCGCUUUCUCGAUAAGGACUUUCUGGUAAGCAAAUCUAGCCGGGUGCUGCUAUGCUCGCAUGAAAUGAAUGCCAUCAUAAUACUGUGCGCCAUAACCGUUAACGCAAUUCAACUUCGAACCAAUGUCGACGUGGUGGUGUCGAGUGCGCUGUGCGUCCUUUCGGUGAUGGAAAUAUUCUACAAGCUGAACCGCUUGAUCUAUCUGCGUAAAAGCAUUGCGCGAAUGCUCGAGCUGGUGCUCAACGAUCGUACCCAUCUGAAGGGUACGAUGGAGGAAAUGGUUUGUCAGAAGUAUCACCGUUUGGCCAGAAAGCUCGUCUGGUACACGGUCAUUCAGUACAUGUUGGCUGGUGGCAUGAUCGUCGUUUUUCCGGGUCAUCUACGAGAGCUCGAUCGCAAAGAACCUCCGCUCGGGAUUACACUUCCGUUCGUGGACAACAAUCAGCUAUCGUGGUAUCUAGUAAACUACAUCAUGCAGUCGCUCGCGAUAUUCAUCAUUGCGCUAAUGUUUGCUGGACUGGAUGGACCGUUCUACAUAUUCAUCGCGUACUCCGCAGCUCAGCUAGAGAUACUGAUUAAUUACUCGCAGUGCAUCGGAGAACCAUCUAACAAUGAAGAAGAAAAUCGGCGCAUCAUAUGGAAGAUAUUCGAUGUCCACACACGUCUCUCGAGCUUCUUGGGCAAGUGUUCCGAGCUGUACCGUACGAUCUAUUUGGUGCAGGUUGUUAGCUCGGUAAUGCUUAUAUGCGUGGCCCUCUUCCACGUGCAGUACAACCCCAGCCGCAGUCACUCGUAUGGGCUGGUGUGUACGAGUGUCUUCAAAAUGUGGAUGUUUUGCUACACCGGCCAGUUGAUAGUGUCGAAGGCGGACGAGUUCAACAUCGCCGUAACCUCGAACCGUUGGUACGCGCUGUGGAAUCGGCGCGAUCUCGGGGAUAUUCUGUUCCUGCAGCUAAACGCUCAGCGCCAUUACGGUUUCAGCAUUGGUGGUUUUGGGUAUCUGUGCUUUGAAACAUUCACCAAGAUCAUGAAAACUGCGUACAGUUUCUACGCAUUCCUGCAGCAAGUGAUGGACUAA